GUAUAUGAAGAAAAGGACUAUAGAAGAGCUAGAUUUGUUGGACGACAAAAGGAGGUGAACAAGAAUUUUGCAAUUGAUUUGAUAGCAGAGCAGCCUGUGAGUGAAGUUGAAAGCAGAGUGAUAUCAUGCGAUGGUGGUGGUGGAGCUUUGGGACAUCCUAAAGUAUACAUAAACUUGGACAAAGAUACAAAGACCGGAACAUGUGGCUACUGUGGACUUCAGUUUAAACAGAAACAUCACUGA
Pelecanus crispus (Dalmatian pelican) is the source of this 243-nucleotide messenger RNA. The record is from RefSeq and is a predicted model, not a curated record. Lineage: Eukaryota; Metazoa; Chordata; Aves; Pelecaniformes; Pelecanidae.